Molecule: messenger RNA, 1218 nt
Organism: Fusarium graminearum PH-1
Lineage: Eukaryota; Fungi; Ascomycota; Sordariomycetes; Hypocreales; Nectriaceae
Exons: 6
Coding region: 1-1218 (405 amino acids)
Biological process (GO): transmembrane transport
Cellular component (GO): fungal-type vacuole membrane
Molecular function (GO): transmembrane transporter activity
Source: RefSeq, a predicted model, not a curated record
AUGGCUGAACACAAGCAAGAUCCUAACCAAGUACCAUCGCUUCCUCCUUCUUGGGACGAAUCGCAAUCGCAGCCAGAAUUGCCGGUGGAAAAGCAAUCAGCAGAGACAAAGAGCCCUGGCAAGGACUUUGGUCCUCCACCCGAUGGAGGAUUGGAAGCUUGGUCGGUCGUGGCAGGCGGCUUUUGUGCCGUCUUUGCCAGCUUUGGGUGGAUUAAUUGUAUCGGCAUAUUCCAAGAUUACUAUCAACAUAACCAACUCAAGACAUAUUCAUCCAGUACUAUUGCAUGGAUACCUUCAGUGGAAUCCUUUAUGAUGUUCUUUUGGGGUCCUGUGGUCGGCAAAAUGACAGACGAAUUUGGUCCCCGUGUACCGAUCCUUCUUGGUUCAUUUCUUCAUGUCUUUGGUCUGAUGAUGACAUCGAUAUCCAAGGAAUACUACCAAAUUCUCUUAUCUCAAGGUUUUUGCAGUGCUAUAGGCUGCUCAUUCCUCUUCUACGCUCCUAUCGCUGCUGUUGGCACUUGGUUCCUUCGACACCGCGCCAUAGCAUUCGGUAUUGUUACUGCUGGUUCAAGCCUUGGAGGCGUUGUGCUACCAAUCAUGGUAAACCAUCUUGUCGUCAAGAUUGGUUUUGGCUGGGCAAUGCGAUCUGUCGCAUUUCUCUUUUUAGGUCUUCUGGUUAUCGCAAACGUUACUAUCAAGUCGCGACUACCACCGCCACGAAGAAAGUUCAACCCCAAGGACUUUAUCUCGCCAUUCCAAGAGAUGCCUUUUCUAUUUUUAACUAUAGGAGCUUUUCUUCUAUACUUGGGUUCUUUCCUACCUUUCAACUUUAUCAUUGUUCAAGCAAAGGCACUUGGAGUAUCUCCCAACUUGGCUGAGUAUAUGGUUCCCAUAGUCAACGCGGCAUCCACGUUCGGCAGACUCCUACCGGCUUAUCUCGGCGACCGUAUUGGUGUUUUCAACGUCAUGAUUCCUCUGACUCUCCUUGGUGGCAUCUUUACUCUUACCGUUUGGCUCACUGCCCAUUCUACUGCGUCAGUUAUAGCAUAUGCUGCGUUGUAUGGUUUCACUUCUGGGUGCACACUCUCCAUUGUCCCCGCCAUGGUUGCUUCAUUCUCAGACGUGCGCAGCAUUGGUACACGCAAUGGUUCGCUGUAUGGUGUUGCCGCCUUUGGAGUCUUGGUGGAGCAUUUGCAAUUGCCUCAAGGCAGUUCCUAG